Molecule: messenger RNA, 2455 nt
Organism: Magnolia sinica
Lineage: Eukaryota; Viridiplantae; Streptophyta; Magnoliopsida; Magnoliales; Magnoliaceae
Product: subtilisin-like protease SBT3
Exons: 1
Coding region: 23-2308 (761 amino acids)
Biological process (GO): proteolysis
Molecular function (GO): serine-type endopeptidase activity
Source: RefSeq, a predicted model, not a curated record
UGUAGGCAGUCACGGACUAACCAUGCAAACCCAAUCAAUGGCCACUUCUACAUCCCUCUACCUAUGGCUCGUGAUCACCAUCAUCCAUCUCAGCCACACAUCAUCACAAAUGGCCACUUACAUUGUUCACAUGGACUUAUCCAUCAUGCCCAAUGCCUUCUCCGACCACCGGAGCUGGUACGCCGCCACCCUCUCAGCCGUCGAGGACAUCGACGGCCCUGGCUGGCCCACCUCUACCCUCAUCUACGCUUAUGAUCAUGCCAUGCACGGCUUCAGUGCACGCCUCUCCCCAACUCAAUUACAAGAGUUACAGAAAUCACAUGGCUACGUAUCAUCAUACCCUGACAUGCCGAUCACUGUCGAUACAACUCACACAUCCCAAUUCCUCGGUCUCACCCCAGCCUCCGGCAUAUGGCCAGCAUCAAAUUACGGUGAGGAUGUGAUAAUCGGCAUGAUCGAUUCAGGAAUAUGGCCGGAGAGUAAGAGCUUCGACGAUGAUGGGAUGGCGCCGGUGCCAUCAAGAUGGAAAGGAACAUGCGAGCAAGGAACGGCGUUCAAUUCAUCGGCGUGUAAUCGGAAGCUCAUCGGGGCUCGCUUCUUCAACAAGGGGAUUACAGCAGCCAACCCCAACGUAACGUUCGCUAUCAAUUCUCCUCGGGACACUGAUGGACACGGCACCCACACAGCGUCCACCGCCACAGGUUCCUACGCUGAAGGCGCGUCCUACUUCGGGUAUGCCUCCGGCACUGCCACAGGCAUGGCCCCACGUGCCCGCGUCGCUGCAUAUAAGGUCCUAUGGGAGGAAGGAACCUCCGUAGCUGAUAUCCUUGCAGGGAUAGAUCAUGCAAUAUCCGACGGCUGUGAUGUCAUAUCCAUCUCCCUGGGACUAAAUGGUGUACCUUUGUACAAUGACCCAGUUGCCAUUGCCUCAUAUGCAGCAAUGGAGAAGGGUAUUUUCGUAUCGUUGUCGGCAGGAAAUGAUGGGCCAUUUUUAGGGACCCUACAUAAUGGCACUCCUUGGGCACUUACUGUCGGUGCAAGCACUGUGGACCGUCGAUUCACGGGGACCAUCACGCUCGGGAAUGGAGUUUCUGUUGUGGGGGAUUCGUUAUACAUUGCCAAUUCUACCACAUUGAAUCAAACACCUAUAGUUUUCAUGGGAGCUUGUGACAAUCAAACGCUACUAGAGAAGGUUGGUUACAAGAUUGUUGUGUGUGUGAGUAAUGAUUCUGAUACCGACCUGCUCAGUGACCAGAUCCAACUGGUUUCCUCUUCCAAAGUUGCUGCAGGACUCUUCGUAUCAAACACUUCUUACCUUGAAUUCUUCAUCACCUUUGAAUUCCCGGCAGCCAUAUUAAAGCCCGAAGAUUCCCAGACCAUCUUGGACUACAUCAAAGGGGGUCCCAACCCAACUGCUAGUAUUAAGUUUGGUGAGACACUCUUGGGAACGAAACCGGCCCCGACCGUUAGUGGUUAUAGUUCCAGAGGGCCAUCGUCGAGCUGUCCUGGUGUCCUGAAGCCAGACCUUGUUGCCCCUGGCUCGUUCAUACUGGCAUCAUGGCCUCGUAAUGUUUCAGUACUAGAAUCAGGUGGAUCACAUCAGUUAUUUAAUGACUUCAAUUUCCUAUCUGGAACAUCAAUGUCAUGUCCACAUGCGGCUGGUGUAGCUGCCCUCUUGAGAGCGGCACACCCAGACUGGAGCCCUGCUGCAAUUCGCUCUGCGAUGAUCACUACAUCUGAUGCAUUGGAUAACACGCUGCUUCCUAUCAAAGAUUCUGGCAAUGAUCUUGAAUUAGCCACUCCUCUCGCCCUUGGAGCCGGUCACAUCAACCCGAACAAGGCGCUCGACCCUGGUCUAAUCUACGAUGCAGACACCCGAGACUAUGAACAGCUGCUUUGCGCUUUGAAUUACACCAAGGAGCAAUUCCAAGCCGUCACAAGGUCAUCCAACUUCAACUGCUCGAACCCGUCUUCCGAUCUCAAUUACCCAUCUUUCAUUGUGUUUGUCAAACCCAACGAUACCGGCAUCAUCAAGGAAUUUCGACGGACAGUAACCAACGUUGGGAACGGAAUUUCGACAUAUCAGGCCAAAGUGGGACCCAUGGAAGGUUUUGAUGUUAAGGUUAAUCCUGACACAUUAGUUUUCGAAGAGAAGAAUGAAAAGCUCAAUUUCACUGUUACAUUAGUGGCCCAAACAAAAAUAGAGGAGUAUUUGAUGCAUGGUUCUCUAAGCUGGGUUGAAGAUGGUGGUAAACAUGUAGUGAUGAGUCCUAUUGUAGUUACAACAAUCAUCUUAGAUUCAGUGUAAGGGAAGAAUCAAGGUCUCCUUGAUUAGCUAGGAAUAAUCCCUUGUAUAGGGUGUUUACACCCAACUUUCGGUGUAUACAUUUUAACUACGUUCUAAUAAUAAAAUGGAAAUCAUUGAGGCCUCCAAAGGAGGUCUAAAUUUCCGAAC